Molecule: messenger RNA, 2027 nt
Organism: Boleophthalmus pectinirostris (great blue-spotted mudskipper)
Lineage: Eukaryota; Metazoa; Chordata; Actinopteri; Gobiiformes; Gobiidae
Product: nanos homolog 1-like
Exons: 1
Coding region: 412-1056 (214 amino acids)
Biological process (GO): negative regulation of translation; oogenesis
Cellular component (GO): perinuclear region of cytoplasm
Molecular function (GO): zinc ion binding; mRNA binding
Source: RefSeq, a predicted model, not a curated record
UUCAAAUCCAGAAAAACACGGUCCUUAGAGGUGAAAGACAGCGCGAGUCUCAAAGGCACCUGGAUAAAUAUUUCUGUGUAACGCGUAACGAUUGUAUGGCGCAGAUUAAAGUCAUUUUCUCUAAGGGCGAAUGAUUUUCCCGGCUCAAUAACCCGCAGAGCUGCACCUCUCUCUCUCUCUCUCUCACUCACUCACUCUCUCUCUCUCUCUCUGUGGUCCCUCCUUUGAGACCAGCGCACAAUCAACUUGAACCAGACCACGCCCCCCUCUUUAUUCUGGGAGAACUUAUCUGCGUCUACGUGUUGAUGUCCUGCACACUGAAGUCGAGCUCAGACCGGAGUAAGCAUCGCAAUAACUUCUACCCAUGCUGAACAAUAUUGCAUCUGGCGCGCGUAUUGUUUUGUUGACAAGAUGGAUUUGUUAGACCGUGGAUACUUGGACUCUCCGUACAACUACACCUUCAAUUUCUGGAACGAUUAUCUUGGUUUGUCGACCCUCGUUGCCAAAAACAAGCCAACAAGUCCAAACUCUAUCACGGAGUCUCUAAAAGCUACGUUGGGUUUGGAUGAUGAGUCGCCAAUGUGCCCGUGCGUAACUGGGCACGGCCGGGACAGCGAUGGCCACGCUGAAUGCUGCUGCGCGCCUCCAAGCUCCCCUCCGCUUUCUAUCUACGACCUAAAAGAAACUCUCCUCCGGCCCUACGAGCACGACUCCCCGCUGUCAGACCAAGAUUGUCCCGGUUACAGAGGCAGCUUCACCGGGUUGGAUCUCUUCUCUAGGCGCAAGCACUUCCAAAGGUGCAAACCAGAGCCCAAAGUGUGCGUGUUUUGUCGGAAUAAUGGCGCACCGGAGGAGGUCUACGGCACUCACAUCUUGAAGACGGUGGACGGGAGAGUGCUGUGCCCCAUCCUGCGCGCGUACACCUGCCCUCUCUGCAGCGCCAACGGGGACAAUGCGCAUACAAUUAAGUACUGCCCACUGUCCAGGGACCAGCAGAACCACCGAGGCGCGCCCAAGACUGGCAGAGCUAUCGGCAAGAGACUUAAAAUCUUCUAAAGUUCAACUGAUAAACACACUGUGCGAAGUUUCUGAGCCUCAUUUGAUGCUCAAGCCGGUCUUCUUACAUCAGUGACGACUAAAAACGUAAUAUAAAGACGUUUUGCCAUUUCCAAAUAUAUAUUUUUUGCAACGAUAGUGUCAUUUUUAGCUUACAAAAAUAACACCUUUAUACAUGAAUGUGAAGUUGACAGUCUAACUAUAAGGCCACCAAGGAAACUAUUAUUCCCUAAACUUCAUUGGAGAUGUAAUUUAAAAAUCUUAAAUAUUAGAGGCUAUAAUACUUACACGUUGUUUACAUUAAUGUAUAAAAUGCUGAUAUGGACCAUGUUUUGCUUGAGAUUUCUUCAUAAGCCUAUAACAGCACAUGAGAGAAAAUAAGCUACAUAGUUUUAGCACACACUUGAUGAGAAUUAAGUUGAAUUCCCCCCCAAUAGCACUCAAAAUGUAUAAAUGAACCAAAGUACUGUUUACGAGUCGACGUGUGAAUGCCCACUUUCAAGCUGUACCCAGAAGUAUCCGUGUUGUGCCAGUGCAAACAGUUCUGCGCAUGUCAGCAGCUCGCGCAACCUUUUAGUGCGAUGCCAACGUAAAUGAAUAUGCAGCGCUUCUAAUACCGUGAAUGUUUUUUAAACCAAGAUGUCCGCCUAUUUGAAUUAAUAUAAAUAGUUAAAUUGAGCACAUGUUUUUCAAAGAUUGGGUUUUUCUACCAAAGCUAUUCACUUUUUGAAUGGAGAUUUGCCCUGUAUUGUUUGUAUUGGAUGUCUUUUAGUCCUAUGUGAUCAAUGUGAAUAUGCCUACUUUACAAAUGAACUGAAUGUACAAAACAACGCUUUCUUCUGCAAUUUUUGUAUCAUAUGUAACUGUGUGAAGAUUUUAGCAAUGAGAACUGGAUAUAUGUACUUAUUUUUUACCUUAUUGUAUCAAAUAUAUUCACUGUAAAAUUGAAUAAACAAACUUGCUUUUGCUUA